This is a messenger RNA of Wasmannia auropunctata (little fire ant), 976 nucleotides long. RefSeq names its product dehydrodolichyl diphosphate syntase complex subunit NUS1 (gene Tango14). The transcript has 4 exons. Lineage: Eukaryota; Metazoa; Arthropoda; Insecta; Hymenoptera; Formicidae. Gene Ontology annotation, cellular component: endoplasmic reticulum membrane; dehydrodolichyl diphosphate synthase complex. The coding region runs from base 151 to 903 and encodes 250 amino acids. Gene Ontology annotation, molecular function: ditrans,polycis-polyprenyl diphosphate synthase [(2E,6E)-farnesyl diphosphate specific] activity. The record is from RefSeq and is a predicted model, not a curated record.
GGCGGGCAGUGGCGGGUGGUGGGUAGGGAUUGGCACGGACCUCGUGACACUUUUCGUGCGUUUUGAAGGAUCGUCGUCGUCGUCGUCCGAUUGCCUCGCACUGCUCACACUCGAUUAUGCUGUAUAGACACGUAGACACGCGUCAGCAGUAUGAACGCGUUCCUACAUACGCUGCUAGUGCUCGCACAUCUCUUACAUAGCCUGUACACCGCGAUCCGUUACGCGUGCGACGCAAUGUAUCGGAGGUGCACGGAGCCCUGGUGCCCAAGCACGUCGGCGGAGCUUAACACGCUCGUCCGUACACUCACCACCCACAAGAGGACACCCAGGCAUCUGGUGAUCGUGCUUGGACUGUGCGACGAGUCCGUCCUGGACUGUGUGCGUAUAAUUGGAUGGUGUAUUACACUUGAUAUACCUUACAUCAGCUUCUUUGAUCGUAAUGGUUUCUUCAAGAAAAAUGAAAUCAAUCUUAAAGAAGAAUUCGCGAGAAAGCGGCCUGAUCUAGUAGAGCAUAUUAUUUGGAAUCCACAAGCAAAGGCACCUAGUCAAAAUGGAGUAAUUGGGAGCAAGUCGAAAAUAAAUGUAUCAUUGCUGUCAGAUAUAGAUGGUAAAGGGAAAAUAGUGACAUUGACACAAUCAUUGGCAAAAGCUGUGUCUUUGGGGAACCUUGACCCGGAAGAAAUUACGGACGAAUUAAUCACCGAAAAGUUGCAAAUAAAAGAGAUACCCGAUCCCGAUCUCGCUUUAAUAUACGGUUACACUUGUUCUACGCAUGGUGUUCUACCAUGGCACACGAGAACAACCGAAUUUUUAAUGCUGCCGCUGUACGUUAAUAUCUCAGUGAAAGAUUUUACGUGUCUAUUAGAGAGAUAUAACAAAUGUGUACAACGGUAUGGUAAAUGAUAUGUAAUUAUUCUUAUUUAUAUAAGAGAUACUGCGUUUCAGUGAGAAGAAAUAAAUUAUCAUAAAGACUGAA